UUUUCUCUCAAAAUUGCCUUUAGAUUUAACCCUACGCCAAAAGCUGGUUUUUUUUGCUGUACGCUUAGACACGCCCAGAAUAAUACAUUGCGUGUAUUGAUCUUGCUGAAUACCGGAGAGAAGUCUGACCAACUAUUGCAACAAAUAUACCCGGCAUCUCCGUCCCAAAGACGGUCCAAAAAAGAAACCCCUUCCAGACAUUGCCACAUACGUCAGCGGAUAGCCGUCACUAUAGGGUCGAGUAAAAGCAUACAUGAUGUUGACCCAAAGUCUUCAGCCCUAUGAUGCUUUAAGCAAUGGCCACACCCAUACUACCAACGAUCCUCUCCUGGCCCCUCGGAAGAGCCGACAGGAGCUAACAGAGGACGGGUUUACCACCCGCUUAUCCUCCAUGGAGUCCAAACAUAAGUAUCUUGCGACGCCCACCUCUCACCAGACAACAGAUGCUACCAGCGAGACCCACACCUCGCCGAGCUCCCUAGAGGAGGACGAUCGCUCCCCGGUCACUGAUGCAUACCCUGCCAAGUUGGGCUACGCAGACCGGCGAAGCUUGGAACCUAAAACCGCCGGCUCCAACGUAACCCAGGCAACCAUUACCCAGGACAACAGUAUGGAUACUGAGUUAUCGCAGCAAGAGACCGUAUCCAACCUUCCGGCUUCAGCGCCUGUCCAGGCCCACUCACUAGAACACAGCAGCCCUACCAUUACCGGCGAACACAUCAACCCUGUCGUGAAGAGUAAGCUCAUUAGCCCUACUAUAGCUGGUGAGCCCUACAACCCUAACAUAGAAGACGGCGAGCAGAUGAGUGAAACCAUACAGGCGCCCGCACCCAAACACCCGUACAAGGCUCUUUCCUCCAAGGAGUUUCGUUUCGGUUCCUCACCAUCGGUGAACCGCAGAAGCAGCUACGAAAGACCCACGUCCCCGCACUCUCCUCAUAUCGGCCAAGAUACCGGUCCAUCGGCCGUGUCCCACAAACCUGUAUUGGCGCGUACCAGUUCCACCUUUGGGAGGACCUCAACAAACCGUUUGGAGAUGCGCCGAAGCGAGUCUGCCGCGAAGAUCGAAAUUGAUCGCAUGCGAAAUAGCGUGUUGCAAAAGAAGCCUGCCAAGAAGUGGCAGGGCCGCAGACUGACAGUGGAUGACGACAAGGUGCUAGUGGGAAACAAGGUGAGUGAAGGCCAUGCUAACUACGUCAUGGCCUACAACAUGCUCACGGGGAUAAGAGUGGCUGUCUCGGGGUGUUCCAAGGCCAUGAAGCCAUUGGUUGAUGCUGAUUUCUCCACCACCAGGAAACUUGCCUUUGACAUUACCGGUACUGAGUUGACCCCUUCCUCUAAAUAUGACUUUAAGUUCAAGGACUACGCACCUAACGUUUUCCGUGAAUUAAGGACGCUCUUUGGUUUGGACCCGGCGGACUAUCUUGUUUCCCUCACAGAAAAGUAUAUUUUGUCAGAGUUGGGGUCACCGGGGAAGAGCGGCUCGUUCUUCUACUACUCCCGUGACUACCGCUUCAUCAUCAAAACAAUCCACCAUUCGGAGCACAAACAGUUGCUCCGUAUCUUACCCGAAUACCAUCGGCACGUCAAGGCCAACCCCAACACGUUGAUCUCGCAGUUUUACGGCUUGCACAGAGUCAAAAUGCCGUUUGGUAAGAACGGGGUGCGGAAGGUGCAUUUCAUCGUGAUGAAUAACUUGUUCCCGCCACACAGAGACAUCCACCGGACCUACGAUUUGAAGGGCUCGCUCAUGGGGAGAUACACCAACAUGAACAAUCUCGAUCCAGCGGACAAGAAGGCGACCGUGAUUUUGAAGGAUUUGAACUGGUUGGAGAACCACAACGACUCUAUCAAGUUUGGCCCGACCAAGCGGAAACUCUUCCUCGACCAGUUGCAGAAGGACGUUUCCCUCUUGAAAAAGUUGAAUAUCAUGGACUACUCGCUCCUAUUGGGGGUCCAUGACGUGGCGAUUGGUAACACGGACGAGCUCACCAACCAACGGUUGUCCGUCUUCCAGCCGAAAGCUACCGACAAGAAAUCUGUGAUCAACACCAACCCGGAGAGCAUUGACAGAAUGAAUGACUUACCCACAGAGGAGUUCCCCGGCCGGUCCCGGUUCUUGUUCUACGGUGACGAUGGUGGUAUCCGCAGCUCCAACGAGGAAGACCUCCCGAUGGAUGAGAUAUAUUAUCUUGGCGUGAUUGAUUGCUUGACGAGGUAUGGGUUUGUGAAGCGGAUGGAGACGUUUUGGCGCAGUUUGAGCCAUGAUCGGAAGGUUGUCUCGGCCAUUCCAUCAAGUGAAUAUGGAGACCGGUUCUAUGCGUUUAUGAAGAACUGUUUGAGCACAAACAAGAAGAAAAUGGAGUAAGGGAAUUUUCACCGAAAACUUGUGCUACAGCUCCACCCACUCCUUAAUUACAAACUUUUUUUUGCCUUUUUGGAUGCUAGUUGUUAAAACCUUCUUUUGGAAGAAACUAACGAGCUGAAAAAGACAAAAUACGCAGAUUGGAUAUGUACGGCUGACUUUUCUUUCAACCCCUGUGGACACCACUUUUUGCAUGUUUCGUUUCUUCGCUUCCGAAGUUACGAACUCCACCUCCCGUUCUAUAGCAUUUAUGCUGUACUUUUCAUGUUCCGGGAACAUUGUUUCUAUUUGCUUCUAUUUUAUUAGACCAGCUCACA
Molecule: messenger RNA, 2682 nt
Organism: Babjeviella inositovora NRRL Y-12698
Lineage: Eukaryota; Fungi; Ascomycota; Pichiomycetes; Serinales
Gene: MSS4
Product: 1-phosphatidylinositol-4-phosphate 5-kinase
Exons: 1
Coding region: 254-2368 (704 amino acids)
Biological process (GO): phosphatidylinositol metabolic process
Molecular function (GO): phosphatidylinositol kinase activity
Source: RefSeq, a predicted model, not a curated record